GGAAAAUAAUUCUCCGGUAAGGGGUAACCGUCCGUGAAAUAAAUGGCAUCCGAUAAAACUUUUCUUCGCGAGAGGUUGAAAAAACAACAAGAACACAGUGCCUCGUUUUUCGUCCGUAGAUUUCAGUUGAAUGUUUACAUAAAUGGGAUAUUGCGCGAAACACGAGUGUGAAAAAAAAUAGAUAAGAUCUUAUAUUGGUCAGGCCCAGGGAGUUACGCGACGCAUGCGCCGUGAAGUUAGUCGAUAGGCAUACAACUAGCGGCACAGUUCUCGGAGUCGACGUCGUUACACGUCUUAACCUCAAAAUAAAUAUUCGCUCUCCUUUUAUCACUUCGACACGUAAAUCUCGACGUAAAUCUCUCCUAAAAGGUAUAAGCGAAUUAUAAAUCGAAAAUAUGACAGGAUUGGAUUUUAAUCGAAUAACUGAAAGCUUGAAUCGUUAAUUUCGAAGCUUUUUAAAUAUUUUCUUGUUCUUUAUUUCUUUUGUUUCUCCUUUAUAUUUCUGACUCGCGUUGGCUGGAAAAGUGCAGAGGAAAGAUUUUAUGGCUCGUCGUAUAGAAGAUUACGUACGUUUAGAAGAUGGGUCAUGGAUCAAGCCGUUCUGCUUCUUCUGCAAAUAUUCUAUCUGCAGAAGAAUUAACGUUAGUGGACAAUAUUUUUAAAUCAAUGUCCAGAAGUUCGGGUUCUAUAAAACGUGAAGAUAUUUUUAAACACUGGUCGAUGCACUUGGAUGACGUGCUUUUGCAAUUUGUUGUAAGAUUUCUUUGCCAUGAACCUGGCAAAAAAGUCUCAGCCAUAAAUGGAGAAAAUUUUGGUCGCUUAUAUGUUUUUGCAGUACGUGGAAGCGCGGAAGAACGUACUGAUCUGAUAUUUGAAGGAUUUUCAGAAGAAGAGCAGAAGUUUGAAAUACCUACUGCCACUUUUCUGCAAUAUAUUCAAGCUACUAUUAAUUCUUAUUUAAGGCUGCAAAAAAAUGCUGCUAAUUCGCAUUAUCUUUCAUGGAGUAGUAUUGGUUGUACUGUGAAUAAUAGACGUAUAAAUAUGCGUUCGCGAAGUCUGUGCGAAGAUAUUAUCAAAUAUGGUGAUGUGUUAACGGUUGAUCAAGUAGUUAAUUGGUUUGCGGCAGCUGCUACAUUUAAAACUAUUCAAUCACACGUUUUUCAGUGCCUUUUUCUAGUUUCUCAGAAAAAAGGAGAUAAAAAUACAAGUGCACGGAUUAAUGAUUUAAAUCUGUUACCUAUUUGUAAAGGUUUGGAAAAUAUUCCUCACUUUCCAAGUAUUCUGGGGCUUGGUGACGUUUUGUUCCUAAAUCUAAGUUUACCUCACGAACUCCGCAAAGAAUGGAGAUUCUUAUUUUCGAGUCAAGUGCAUGGAGAAUCAUUUUCCACCAUGCUAGGAAGAAUAACUAUGCAAGGUGCAACAAUUAUUAUAUUACAAGAUACCGAUGAUCAUGUGUUUGGUGGUUUUGCUCCAGAUAGUUGGAGAUUGGGACCAAGUUUUAUAGGAAAUCAAGGGUGCUUCCUAUUCAAACUAGAGCCAGAUAUUUUAACAUUUUCUUCUACAACUUACAAUAAUCAUUAUCAAUACUUGAAUCUUUACCAACAAACUAUGCCUAAUGGUUUGCUUAUGGGAGGACAAUUAAAUUAUCCAGGCUUAUGGUUAGAUUCUGAGUAUGGAACUGGUAAAUCGAGUAAAUCUUGCACAACGUUUCAAAAUUAUGUGCAAUUAAGUGGCAAAGAGAAUUUUAAAAUAAAGCAUUGCGAAGUAUGGGGUGUUGGUCCAAUACCAGCUGUAGAAGAAAAUGUACGAGAAAACAAAUCUGUUUUAGAUCAAGAUCCUACAGCUAAAGUAAUGAUGGAACUUCAUGGACGUAAAAUGCACAGCGAAGGUAUCAGAGACAAAAAAGACUAAUCACGCUUAAAUAUUUAAAGAUUACUCUAAGACUCAUAUUACUAUUAAUUAUAUUGUAUGGUCGUCAUUGAAAUUUUCAAUUCUAAUAGAAAUUAUUGAAAAUUAAGUUACUGAGAUUAUAUAUACAUACAUA
This is a messenger RNA of Vespula pensylvanica (western yellowjacket), 2044 nucleotides long. RefSeq names its product MTOR-associated protein MEAK7. Lineage: Eukaryota; Metazoa; Arthropoda; Insecta; Hymenoptera; Vespidae. The coding region runs from base 580 to 1911 and encodes 443 amino acids. The transcript has 2 exons. The record is from RefSeq and is a predicted model, not a curated record.